Danaus plexippus (monarch butterfly) is the source of this 778-nucleotide messenger RNA. RefSeq names its product trafficking protein particle complex subunit 5 (gene Trs31). Gene Ontology annotation, biological process: endoplasmic reticulum to Golgi vesicle-mediated transport. The record is from RefSeq and is a predicted model, not a curated record. Lineage: Eukaryota; Metazoa; Arthropoda; Insecta; Lepidoptera; Nymphalidae. Gene Ontology annotation, cellular component: TRAPPII protein complex; TRAPPIII protein complex; TRAPPI protein complex.
GUCAGAAAUUAGUAGUAAUGAUAAUGUCAAACACUGUUCAUAGUCUCUGAAUUAUAUUAAACAUAAUAUUAUGUGAUUCCCUCAACCAUCUCAAUUUUGUAUUUAUUAAAUCCUUAUUUGGUAUUUGACAAUUCGUUUUUGUAACAUUAGGAGAUUCUCUCUUUGUCGUAAUGUCGUCUAGUCGAUCAAAAUCUUCAAUACUCGACAAACCCCUCAGCAAAGGAAAAGGGGAGGUUUCUCUAGCCCUUUACGCACUUUUAUUUUCAGAAAUUGUUCAGUACUGCCAGAAUCGCUCACAUUCCAUCAAUGAGUUACAAACUAAGCUCUCUGAUGGAUACGAUGUUGGAACAAGACUCUUGGACCUCUAUUUCGUAAGAGAAAGAAAUAGUAAAAGAGAAAUAAAAUUGUUAAAUAUGCUGCUAUUUGUUAAGUCUACAUUAUGGAAGUGUCCUUUUGGCAAGGAAGCUGAUAAAUUAGAACACGCCAAUGAUGAUGAACGCACAUACUACAUCAUAGAAAAGGAUGCAUUGGUCAAUAAGUUCAUAAGUGUGCCAAAGGACAAGGGCUCUUUGAAUUGUGCCUCGUUUAAUGCUGGUAUAAUUGAAGCAGUCCUAACAAACGGAGGAUUUCCCGCAAAAGUUACAGCACAUUGGCACAAAGGCACCACCUACAUGGUGAAAUUCGAAGACAUGGUCAUCACGAGAGAUAAGGGACUCGAUGAUCGAUAGAGGAAUAUUAUUACACAAUAAUUAAAAUGAAUAAAUCGUAUUGUAAUGUU